GCACAGUUGUCUUUGGACAAACUUUGGUACUGCUCGAGCGAUGUGGAUGUUUGAACUUGACUGGAAAUGAGACCGUGCUAGUGAUGUGCACGGCCCGGCUUCAGGCCGUGGGCCGGCCCAAGCCGAGCCUGAUUAGGCCGAGCCGAGCCGGGCCCAAGUCAGGGCCUGACCACAGCCCAGGGCCCGGCUUUAUGUCCCUGCUCAUCCAUCAUCGAUAUCAAUGCAUCCUUACUUUAGGGAGUCGAAUCGUCUGUUACAGACUUCCGUGGACAUCCGGACAUCAGUCUCUUCCGCAAAUCCAACAUGCACAGGUCCGAUUUAUCCACGCACGCCGCAGUAUGUAUGAUCGUGCGCACCUUGCAUCGAAGCCACUGCAAAUUUCUACGGGACUGCGAUAUCGAUUUGAAACUUUGAUAGGCGUCACUGGGUACAAGAUGGCAAAAUACAGACCACGAUGGUUGGAAGUUCUAAUGAUGGCCGGAAGUUCUAAUGGCAUCUUUGGAUGUCGCUUGGCGUCCUCAGUUUUUCUUCGUAGUUCUCUUUGAGGUGAGAUGAAUUGCGUUGCUGACUAGUACAUUUGCUGACCUUUUCGAGCCGGGCCCGCACAUCACUAAAACUUAUCGACUUUUGUAGACAACAAA
Molecule: messenger RNA, 641 nt
Organism: Suillus discolor
Lineage: Eukaryota; Fungi; Basidiomycota; Agaricomycetes; Boletales; Suillaceae
Exons: 3
Coding region: 84-545 (153 amino acids)
Source: RefSeq, a predicted model, not a curated record